Messenger RNA from Bombina bombina (fire-bellied toad), 1344 nucleotides. RefSeq names its product GAR1 ribonucleoprotein (gene GAR1). Gene Ontology annotation, cellular component: box H/ACA snoRNP complex. Gene Ontology annotation, molecular function: box H/ACA snoRNA binding. NCBI's taxonomy places the organism in Eukaryota, Metazoa, Chordata, Amphibia, Anura, Bombinatoridae. The coding region runs from base 242 to 895 and encodes 217 amino acids. Gene Ontology annotation, biological process: snoRNA guided rRNA pseudouridine synthesis; ribosome biogenesis. The transcript has 8 exons. The record is from RefSeq and is a predicted model, not a curated record.
CAAAUAAUUUUAGGAUGUCUGACUCUGUUUUAGGGGAACAUUUGUGUGAGCCCACAUACCACCCGUGCCCAGUGACAGUCACCUAUAAAUAGUACGCAUUUUUUAUGGAGCAAUGCUGGCAAGUUGUGGCAACCAACUGCGGGUGAUGACGUAUACGUUGCGCGACACUUGCAUUUUGCUUGAAGUGUAGACGGUCCCACGUGUCCGGAGAGGAGGAGGUAACGAUAGUACAAGUUUAGGAAUGUCAUUCCGUGGAAGGGGAGGCUUUAAUAGAGGUGGUGGUGGUCGAGGUGGUGGUCGUGGAGGAGGAGGUGGUUUUCGCGGUGGAUUUGGACAAGGUGGAGGAAGAGGUGGUUUUGGAAGAGGAGGGGGUCGUGGAGGCUUUAACAGAGGAGGAUAUGACCAAGGACCUCCUGAGACUGUUGUUGAGGUUGGAGAGUUCAUGCAUCCCUGUGAAGAUGAUGUCGUUUGUAAAUGCACCACAGACGAAAACAAAGUGCCUUAUUUCAAUGCCCCCAUCUAUCUAAACAACAAGGAGCAGAUCGGGAAAGUGGAUGAGAUAUUUGGACAGCUCAGAGGCUUUUAUUUCUCUGUUAAAUUGUCUGAUAACAUGAAAGCAUCUUCAUUUAAAAAGUUACAAAAGUUUUACAUUGAUCCAAUGAAGUUGCUCCCACUACAGAGGUUCCUGCCACGACCUCCUGGUGAAAAAGGUCCCCCCAGAGGUCGUGGAGGUGGAAGAGGAGGAGGGUUUGGGCGUGGCAGAGGAGGAGGAAGAGGAGGAGGUGGUGGUUUCGGUAGGGGUGGAGGUGGCUUCAGAGGAGGACGGGGAGGAGGAGGUGGUGGUGGCUUCAGAGGGAACAGAGGUGGUGGCCGUGGAUUCCGAGGUGGUCGGUAAUGAAGCGAGAAACUUCUGAGCUGUGAAACCCUGGAUACUGUUCCUGCCUGUUUGUUUCGUACAUUUUUUAGGAAUGAAAAUCGGAAAUGUGGCCUUUUGUAAAUGGGACUUGUGUUUUAGUGUCUCUUAAUGGAGCAACCUUCUGUACCAUAUGAUUAAUAAGCCGGACAAAAUUCCGUUUUUUUCUGUUGAAGCAAUAUUUAACAAAACCUUUACACGAGGACCAGAAUCUGCGUUUAUUUUGAAUAUUCAUAUCUGAAGGCCCCAUCUGUAGCCAGUAAACUGAGCUUAUUGUAUGUCACUCAUUGUUUACAUUUUGAUACAGAUGUUUUAGCAGAGCUGGGAGGGUGUGAUUGUGUAGGCAUCUGCUUUUCAAUAUGGAUACAUUUUUCAGGAUCUGUGCAGAGGUGUGCCAUGUGAAGAUGCCAAUAAAAUAUUUUAUAUCUCUC